GCCGUCCGUACACAAAUAGCUUAGCUUUACCAAAAUUGAACCCUUUUCUUCACUUGCACCCCCCAUUCUCGAAGUCGCACUUCCAGAGAGUGAGUGUUAGGGUUAGGGUUAGGGUUUUAGGUUUCAGUAAGCUCAAUGGAAGAGAUAACUGAGGGUGUCAACUCUAUCACAUUGACAGCUGAUUCACAAAAGAAGAAUCGAAUUCAAGUCUCCAACACCAAGAAGCCCUUAUUCUUCUAUGUUAAUCUCGCCAAGAGGUAUAUGCAGCAGUACAAUGAGGUCGAGCUUUCUGCGCUUGGAAUGGCCAUUGCAACUGUUGUUACUGUUGCAGAAAUUCUGAAAAACAACGGACUGGCUUUAGAAAAGAAGAUUAUGACUUCUACUGUUGAUAUCAAGGAUGAUUCUCGGGGGAGACCAGUUCAAAAGGCUAAGAUUGAGAUUGUGCUGGGGAAAACUGAGAACUUUGAUGAACUGAUGGCUGCUGCUGCAGAGGAAAGGGAAAACGAAGAUGGUGAAGAGCAGAGUUGAAAAGCUUCUUUUUUCAUCUUUUCUUUUCUCUUCUUAUCCUCCUUGUGGAUGAAGCUGGUUCUUUCCUUGUAUCUGGGUCUCUCUGUUCUUAAUUACGUUAGUAAACAAGCGGUUAAUUUACUGAUGUAGGCUUUUUAGUUGCCAUUGGCUUGCCCUUUUUUAGUUACCAUGGGACAUCUUUGUUUAAGAGAGUGGAAACAUAAUCUGAGUUACCCUUCAAAAUUAAGUUUAUAGUAUUUGAUUUCAUGCGUCAA
Benincasa hispida (wax gourd) is the source of this 782-nucleotide messenger RNA. RefSeq lists its product as uncharacterized. Gene Ontology annotation, cellular component: nucleus. The record is from RefSeq and is a predicted model, not a curated record. Gene Ontology annotation, molecular function: RNA binding. NCBI's taxonomy places the organism in Eukaryota, Viridiplantae, Streptophyta, Magnoliopsida, Cucurbitales, Cucurbitaceae.